This is a messenger RNA of Chelmon rostratus (copperband butterflyfish), 6238 nucleotides long. RefSeq names its product EYA transcriptional coactivator and phosphatase 3 (gene eya3). The coding region runs from base 168 to 1997 and encodes 609 amino acids. Gene Ontology annotation, biological process: cell differentiation; multicellular organism development; positive regulation of DNA repair. Gene Ontology annotation, cellular component: nucleus. Gene Ontology annotation, molecular function: protein tyrosine phosphatase activity. The record is from RefSeq and is a predicted model, not a curated record. NCBI's taxonomy places the organism in Eukaryota, Metazoa, Chordata, Actinopteri, Chaetodontiformes, Chaetodontidae. The transcript has 19 exons.
GCACAGCAUAGAAAACUUCCUGCAAAAUAGUGCUCCCUAACAACAGACAAAGCUUGACAGUGUGGAUUCAAUUGAAGACGCUUUAAUAAAAGCGCUUUUCAUUCGCUUCUUCAAUGCAGGGUCCGGACACGCUUUCCAGGUACAGAGAGUAGGCUGUGGGUGCAGACAUGUCGGGUCGCUCUGCUGCAGAGAUGGAUGACUCGCAGGAGCUGCCUGAGCUGCCGACGAAGAAGGCCAAGCUUGAGAUAGAUGGUGGACUGGAGAAAGAGCCAAGUAACUUGGGUGACGGCGGGAGUCCAGAGGCUGUGUUAGGUUCAUCAGAGCAGGAAAGCUCUUAUUCCGCCUUGUCCACAGCCCAGCUUGGUUCAGGUGAUCAGGAGCAGUCGGACGCAGACAGAAGGGCCGCACCCCAGGCGUGCGGUGACUCCAUGAACUCGUAUGCACAUUCUGCCACAGACACAACAGCCACAUCUGAAUACACCCAGCAGGUUUAUCAAGGAAGCAACCCAGCGGUGACGUCCUACACCAGUCAGGUGGCCUUUCCUCCUCUGGCCCAGUCCACUGUGUACUCAGCCUUCCCCCAGACAGGCCAGACCUACGGCCUCCCGCCCUUUGGUGCUAUGUGGCCAGGCAUUAAAACAGAGACAGGGCUGCCCGAGGCACCCUCUGGUGGCCAGCCUGGGUUUCUCAGCUUCAGCACCGCAUAUACCUCAACCCAGCCAGGCCAUCUGCACUACUCAUAUCCCAGCCAAGGCUCAAGCUUCACAACGUCCAGUGUGUACUCCAGCAUCCCCUCAGCUACGGCCGCCACCACGACCUCCUCCACAGUGACCCACCAGGAGUUUAGCAGCUACAACUCUCUGGGACAGAGUCAGUUCUCUCAGUACUACGCUCUGCCUCCUAGCUACGUGCCUGCCGGGCUGCCCAGCAGCGACGACCACGCUGCCGGUGUGGGAGUGGCCGGAUAUUCGGCUGUGAAGUCGGAGCAGGCCGCCUCAGCUGGACUGCCUCCCAGAGAUGCAUCUCCACCAGAAAACCUGCCGGCAGGUGCGGCUCUUCCGACCGGUGUGGCUCUUCCUGCUGGAGCCAGAGAUCAGGACGAGGUUGGACGCAGGAACUCUGUAGGAAAAUCCAAAGGGAAGGGCAAGAAGUCUGAUAGCCCACCUACUGAGAGCGACCUGGAGCGCAUCUUUCUGUGGGAUCUGGAUGAGACCAUUAUUAUAUUCCACUCACUGCUCACCGGCUCCUACGCACAGAAGUUUGGCAAGGAUCCAGCUACAGUGCUGAACUUGGGCUUGCAGAUGGAGGAGCUGAUCUUUGAGCUCGCAGACACUCACCUUUUCUUCAAUGACCUGGAGGAAUGUGAUCAAGUCCAUGUUGAGGACGUUGCCUCUGAUGACAACGGACAAGAACUGAGUAACUACAACUUCUUGGCGGAUGGCUUUAAUGGUCCCAGUGGUGGAGGGGCAUCGGGAACCACCACCGGAGUCCAGGGAGGGGUGGAGUGGAUGCGGAAACUGGCCUUCCGUUACCGUCGACUAAAAGAGAUCUACAAUAAUUAUAAAGGGAAUGUUGGAGGUCUGCUGAGUCCUAUGAAGAGGGAGCUGCUUCUACGGCUUCAGUCUGAGAUCGAGAACGUAACCGACGCGUGGCUCAGCACCGCGCUAAAGUCUCUGCUGCACAUCCAAUCCAGGGGGAAGUGUAUGAACGUACUGGUCACCACCACUCAGCUGGUUCCAGCUCUGGCGAAAGUGCUGCUCUACGGCCUGGGAGACGUCUUCCCCAUCGAGAACAUCUACAGUGCCACAAAAAUCGGGAAAGAGAGUUGCUUUGAGAGGAUCAUCUCUCGCUUUGGGAAGAAAGUGACAUACGUGGUGAUCGGCGAUGGUCGAGAUGAGGAGUUUGCAGCAAAACAGCACAACAUGCCUUUCUGGCGUAUCUCCACUCACGGCGACCUCGUGUCCCUGCACCAAGCGCUGGAACUGGACUUCUUGUAAAGGAGGCGGCGUUGAAUGUCGCACGCUAAACGGAAAAUGUAGUCGUCGUCGUAGUCCUGUUGGUUUGUGGAGCGACACCGUGCGAUAAAAUCCUCCGCGACUUCAACGAUACGCACUCGCAUAUUAGAAACCCCUAUCUGCCCUCACUGACGACGAAAGACUCUCCGUGUGAUGUGUGAUGGUAAUGUACUGAGGCGGACUUUGGGUCGGAGCUGACUGUGAGAAACAGACUGGAUGCAUCAUUCGGCUGGAUUAAGGUUCCUCACGCCCAGCACUCCCUCCUCUACGGCAGCUAACCUCACCACGGCUGAAACUGGCACUGAUUUGGACACAGAAGGGAAGACAUCUGUUUUUUUUUUCCUCCACUUUGGUCUUUGGCAUUUAUCUCAUGUUGAAAAUCUACAGCAAAAACAAUCCCUCUACUUUUUAUUUUGUCUUUCUGGAAUUGAAUAACCAAAGGGCCUUUGUUUUUCUUGUUGUUGUUGUUGUUCUCUUUUGGGGUUGUUGUAACUUUUUAUUUAGACUCUAUAUAAGUGAAAGAAUAUUAUCAAUUUGCUUUAAAAAAAAUCUCUUUCUGUAUUGUUUUUGUGCUCAUUCAGAGACUUGAAAGCAUCAUUUUGCAAAUCAGGUUACUCACAGUCAGGAAGUAUCACUUAAUCCCAUUCUUAUUUCUUUAUUCUCCUCCCACGUAGCCAUUCAAAUGUUUAACCCAAGGUACUGGACGUGAUAACAAAUGUAACUUGGUCAUGACUUCCCCUCCUGAUCUGACCAGAGCGCAUCAUCAGUCAGCUGUCUUAACCUCUGCACUGUGUCACAACAGCAGCGGUGUGGUCCUUUUAACGAACAGGGGUUAUGAGCUGUGAGUCAGAGGCUCCAGUCAGACUUCAGCCAACCUGAACUGACCUUUUCUGCAUGACUCAGUAAUAUGGAAGGUAGUGAGCAGAGCAGGAUAGAGUUGCACUUCACUUUGGCUCGUGGACAAGAAGUGUAUUUCCUGCCUCAGUAGUCGUAGUAGUAUUAGUAAGGCAACGAAGGCAAGUUCUUGAGCAUAACAUCACAGUCGAAUGAAAACCUGAGCUGUGUCCCAAAUCCAUACCGCACACUAAUUCUAUACAGUAUGCACUACAUGCUAAUUCUCAUAGCAUCCUUGUGUAGCAGUUAGUGUACAAAAAAUAAACAUUUCAUCACUUACCUGCUUUGUGCUAGCAGGAAAUGACACAAUGACGUAUGAAAGUCACUGCAAAUUAAACUUCACUAACAGAUAAAUUCACAAAUGGAUAAAUGUUUAUUAAUCUUAAACAUUUAUUACUUAUUUUUGUUUUCUGGAGCUGUUUCACCAGCCACAACCUACUUAAAUAGUUUCCAGCUGUGAGGCAGCUCCUUGAUUUCCUUUGUGCAUUACAUUGUGGGAGAAUAGUGUCCAUCAACAGUAUAUGUUGUGUAGUAUAGUGUGAACAUUUGUGUUUUAAAAACCUGCUUAGAGUUAAUAUGUAGUGUGGAUUUGGGACAAAGUGCUUGUAUUUCCAAAUGUGGUGAAUUUGACGGAUUUAGUUUUAUUUAUGGGCUAAAAAAGGCUCCUGCUUGUUAAGCUCAAUAAAUUAUUUAAAAAACAGUUGAUUAGAGAAAUGCUUUGCCACAAAGCUAAAAACAGGACCGUUUUACCAGCAGCAGCUGUUCGGCGCUUAAUAUUUUCAUAGCAGUAGUGGAUGGAAACACACGUUCACACAUGCGUUUUCUUCUGCUGAUUUUUUGGAAAUUGAGUUUAAAUUUGCGCUGUUUGGAUGGAAACUCGAGUACAGACUCAGGAUGCAGGAUCUGAAUUGGCUUUGGACCAGUGUGGAUCUGUUUCACGUCAGACGAGUCAGUGAACUAAACACUGACUUCAGCUGCAGGAUUUGAACAAACAAUGGCGAGAGCUCUGGGCCACCUGCAGGAUGUGGGUCCUGGUUUUGUUGCUCCUAUGUGGGCUCGGGGGGGUCUUUGUCUUUAAUCCGUCCAUGCCUACACCUCUGGGCCUAUGACUCAGCUAAUACAUAAUCAGGAGCAUCAUAGUUCACUUAUGAGGUUCCAGUUCUUUUAGUGAGUUUCUAGAAAAUUCAAGUGUCUCAUCACAAUAUUGACCAACACAGUUUUAGUCUUCGAGACUGUUGAAUUGUGGGAGCAGUUGUUCAAUGUGACAAAACCAGGGCAAAGAAAAUAACAUGUUAACCUGUAGAGCUGCAUCUUAUUACUCAUGUACAUGUAUGUAUUACUCAUCAACACGUUGCUACAAAAUCGCACAAAAUGUCAAAAUUCUGGUCAUUUACCAAAGACAUUCAGCAUGUGUUCUUAGUUGCUUUGCUCUAAGUUGAAUGAGAUUUAGCUGAGGUUUAUUGUAUUCAUUAGUUAAAAUCUGAGCUGCAGCUACCUUCUGUAGAAUAUUUUUUUUAAUUUUUCAAGCUAAAAUGAAAUGAAAGGGAAUUGAUUUGCUGGUUUUCUUCGGCUUAUAUGAUUAUUAUAUUGUUUGUUGGUCAAAACGAGCCUUUUGAAGAUGUGUGAGGGUUUUUUGUUUGUUUGUUUGAUUGUUUUUUUGCCUUGUAUAGACCAAACUAUGGAGAAAUUAAUCUGUGGUGAUAGCAUUUGUUAGUCGCAGCCCUAAUUUCAACUACAAAAUGUCAGAAAACAGUUAAAAUCCUCAAGUGACGUGUUUUGUUAUGUUUGUACAUCAGUUGUCCAAAACCCAAAGAUAUUCCAUUUAAUGUCAGAGGAAUAAGAAAAACAGCAAAUAUUCAUAUCAAAACAAGUGAACUUUUGUUUCUUUUGCUUAAAAAAAAAAAAAUGACUCAACUGAUGGUGAGAGUGGUUGCAGACGAAUCGAUUAAUCAGCUGUUUGUUCCUGCUGCAGUUCAAACUUGGCCAAUAUUAGUUGUGUCAGACAAGCGAAACCACAGAAUGACUUCAUCUGUCAGCCAAACCUGUUGAAGGCGGCAUCGGAGGAGAAAUAAACAAAGGACGAUGACUGUGCAAUACAACUCUACUUUGCUCAUUAACUGUACUUCAUGGGAUUUUUCAUUUCUGGACGGUGAGAACAGCAGAAUGGUGGGUUUGUCCCCCGGUCUGCAUGUAUGAGAUUACGACUGAACAAUACUGAGCCUGAAGAAGAUUUCGUAUUUACACACAUGCAGCUUGACCGUUAAGAAUGUGUAUUUUAUUUGUUUGUGUGUCUUGCGUGACUGUGCAUAUUUAUAUUGUGCCUUUAACCAUCAUCUGUAUGCAUAAUCUCAAUGGGAAAUAUGUAAGAUUUUUGUUUGAUACAUCUAUCACUGCAUUGUUAUCCAAAGUGUUAUCGUACUUUUUUUUUUAACUCAGUACUUUUUUUUUUUUCCAAAGUGCUGGUGAGACUUUAUUUGCUGUAACUAGACUUUUUUUUUAUUUGAUUGUCUUGUCUGCACUGUAUUUGGAAAUUCUUCAUUUUGGGGGGUAAUGUUCACGUGGAUUGCUCAGUGUUUAAAGAAGUUCAGUGAAGGGCUCAAGAUGGCGAGCAGCUACUUUGCUCUCAGAUAAUUUAGCUCUAGAUAUCAAUCUGGAGUGACGGUACAUUCACUUUUUUUAUAAAAUCACAACCACGUCCGCUUUGUAUUAGAUUUUUGCUUCCUUUUGGAAAGGAGAUGCAUUAUUCUGUUGCUGUGAAACGCUUAGCAUUGCUUAGAGACAAUCACAAUCUGUAACACGUAGUAUUUUAAUGCAGAUGGGAUUACUAAAGUUAAAAGGCGAGGUGUGCUUUUCAUUGUCUGGUGUCGUACUACCUAAGUGAGUUCAAGACAGUGGACUCUUCUAUCAGUCCUGACACACUUUAGAGAAAAUUGAGAGACCAUGUGCAAUCUUUUCUGCUUAUUGAAUGUGUUUUAUUUCUUCACUUCGUCUGCAUGUCUGUUUAGAAGUAUUCCACGGCUGUCGGAAAAAUGACCACGCAAUGUUUAAGGGGCUUUUUUUCUUCUCCGUGUCCUUUUUCUUUCUGAUGCCAAAUGCUGUUAUUAUUUUUAAUGCUGUGUGUUUUAUUUUUCUAUGUAUUUCAUCUCAUUGUCAGGACCUGUGAGGCCACGUAGGGUCAUGUAGAGAGCCUGAAUGUGAUCCUGUAAACUGAACAUUAUCAUAAUAAUCAAUGCUAAUUUAAUUCCAAUAAUCACUAUUUUCCCCACAGUAGCUGUUUGUGACCUCGACACAGUCCUGUAAGGUUUUCCUGUGUACCUAAGACACUCAGU